This is a messenger RNA of Pangasianodon hypophthalmus (striped catfish), 11629 nucleotides long. RefSeq names its product nuclear receptor binding protein 2a (gene nrbp2a). Gene Ontology annotation, biological process: intracellular signal transduction; endoplasmic reticulum to Golgi vesicle-mediated transport; protein phosphorylation. NCBI's taxonomy places the organism in Eukaryota, Metazoa, Chordata, Actinopteri, Siluriformes, Pangasiidae. The record is from RefSeq and is a predicted model, not a curated record. Bases 6990 to 8447 code for a protein of 485 amino acids. The transcript has 18 exons. Gene Ontology annotation, molecular function: protein serine/threonine kinase activity; ATP binding. Gene Ontology annotation, cellular component: endomembrane system; cytoplasm.
ACCAUCAGCUUAAACAUGGCCUACAUGUGGAUUUCCCCCAAACAGCAGCACAGACCCUAAAACCAGGAGAGCAUCAGUGAUAUUAUACAUAUGAUAAAUAUUUAUAAUAAUAAUAAUAAUAAUAAUAAUGAACAGCACAACAGGACUGAUCAUUAACUUGCAAAGACUUGUGCAGACAUUCCACACAAGACACUAUCAUCCGGGUUGUGUGUUGUUCUAUAAACUUGUCCUCCCACAGCAUGUAAAAACAAACAGGCGUGAGUUAAUAGUCAACCCGGACGCGAUUACAAGCCCACGUUAAUUGGGCUGUUGCGCAUGCGCGCGGUGAUAACAGGGGCGUGGAGUUGUGUGUGACCGGGUGUUAACCUGAGACACAGCCCCGAGUUCGGCUUCACUGACCUCCACUUUGUGAUAAGUGGUAGUUAGAAAGCAUUGAAACCUUAUCUCUUUCUACACGCGUUCACACUUAACACACACACACACACACACACACACGCACGUACAGAGCUCUCACAGCUGGAAAGCCUAGGGCUGAGUUACUGACUGGAAUGCUGCGUUCAAGACCUAACUCAAUGUCAGAGUGCCAUGCUGCGUUCAAGACCUAACUCAAUGUCAGCGUGUCAUGUUGGGUUCAAGACCUGACUCAAUGUCAGAGUGUCAUGUUGGGUUCAAGACCUGACUCGAUGUCAGAGUGUCAUGUUGGGUUCAAGACCUGACUCGAUGUCAGAGUGCCAUGCUGCAUUCAAGACCCGAUUCGAUGUCAGAGUGUCUUGUUGGGUUCAAGACCCGAUUCGAUGUCGGAGUGUCUUGUUGGGUUCAAGACCCGAUUCAAUGUCAGAGUGUCUUGUUGGCUUCAAGACCUGACUCGAUGUCAGAGUGCCAUGCUGCCUUCAAGACCUGACUCGAUGUCAGAGUGCCAUGUUGCGUUCAAGACCUGAUUCGAUGUCAGAGUGUCAUGCUGCCUUCAAGACAAAAAACUAAAAUAAAACCAAUAGAAGUUCUGAAUGAAUUUCAUUGGAGGACUUGAAGGUAGCAUAAGUGUUAAUUCAUCCCUGUAAGAGUUAACACUUCACGUAGGGGUUAAAUUGGAAUUUAGUAGGUGGGAGAACACAGGGGUACCAAAAGUUUGUGAUGAGAGUAGCAAUUCUGGUGCCAAUUUGUUGGUUGGUGCUGUAUAUACAUUACACCAGUGAGAAGUUAGCAGCUGCCUGCUACACUGACUGCUAGCGCAGUUACAAUGGCAUAAGGGAUUUUCUCACUCCCCAUUUUCCAGUAACAUUUAUGUUAAUAUCAUAUUAAUGAGAAAAAAAUGUAGACGUAGUGGAGAAAACAAACUCAAAGUUCCAGAAUGCAGUGCAGCUUUACAGUUGUGCUGAGUUACAGCAGAGACUUGGUUUGGCUAAUUAGAGAUCUACGAGAAGUACAGUGGCGUUGAUGGUGAUAUUAGCAUGAAAUUUGAAGCUUUGGAGCCUGAUCUGUUUGAGCAGAGUGUACAGGUAAGGAGGUGAGGGGGCUGGGCAGACUAAAGGACUAAAGCUCUGCUGCAUCUGUCUGUUUAGGUAGAAAUGAAGCAAGGGCUAACUGCUACUGGGACAGUAUGACAUUGUGGAUAAUGUAGGAAAUAUUUAACCAAAGUAAGGAUAGACUUUAUAGACUUUGUAGAAUAGAAAAAUGGAUUCAAGGGUUUUUAAGGGUCCUUAGCUUCCAAGAAAGGGCUCUCCUUUCAGCUAGAGAAACACUGGUGGAGGGUGUUGUAGGGUUUUCCAUGCAGCCUUUAAGGAGCCCCCAGAGGGUAAUUGAUGAACUCUUAAGCAUUCUAGAUUUUGCAAGAAAUAAAUUUGUUCAUUGUUCAUUCAUUCAUUAGCAACCACUUUAUCCUGGUCAGGGUCGAGGUGGAUACGGAGCCUCUCCCGGGAGCACUGGGUGCGAGGAGGGAGCACACCCUGGAAGGGAUGCCAGUCAUGCACACUCUCAGUCACACACUCAUUCACACCUCAGGGAAGUGCAGAUUUGGUUAAAAAUUUAACCCCAGAAACUGAGCACCUGUUGGUAGGUAUUCAUUCAUAACUGUAUCUAUGAGUUAACUUUCAGGUUAAAUUGGACACUUUGAGUAUUACAAGAAGCUGAUUCAGCAUGAUGUUAAGCAUGGUUAAGAAGUCCAUAACUGUGAGUUAAAGUUAAAUUAAACAUUGAAUGCUAAUGUAACACUAUUAGAGUUAACACUAGGUUGUAGUUCAUAAGUGUAAGGGUUAAUGCAACACUGUAGGUCACUGGGCUUUUUUUUUGUUGUGCAAUUCAGUGCAUAACUAAAGGACUACCACUGAUGAAGACUGGCGUCGCUGGUGUUGCGCAGAUCAGUUACGCUAUUUUGCUUAAUAUACUGUGUUUCCGCUGUGUGUUACAGUGUGGGCUUGUGGCAGCAUGUUCUCCCAUAGCGCGUCCCAGUAAACUGCAGCUAUAAGACCUAUAAUUAGAGGAACGCGCGGGAGGGAUACGUUUGUGUGUGUGUGUGUGUGUGUGUUCAGCACUUCAAUUUAAUUAUUUUCUCCACAUAAACACGGUACAUGCAGGAAAGCGAGUGGCACACACGAUGAUUGCGUCAGCGUCAGCGUCGCUAGCUGGGCUGCACGUGCUCGGAAGGUGAAAGCUGUGUUUAUUUAGAAUGGCUGAAUCCCAAAAGGCUCACUGCCACUUAAAUAAGUGCACUUUAUAGGGUAUGAACUAAUGACUUCCACACCCUACGUAGCGCACUAUUCAAUUCAAUUCAGUUCAAUUUUAUUUGUUUACUACUUAUAACGACGGACAUUGUCACAAAGCAGCUUUACAGAAAUAUAUAAACUCAGGAUACUAGCCUGCGUGUUUCGUAGGAAGCCAUUUAUGACUGGUUCCAUGUUUCUCCUUGUCAGCAGCUGUGUGUUUUCCUGCGCACAGGAGACAGAGCGAAGUCCCUUUGCUCCUCAGGUUGCUCUAAUCAUGUCUCAAUAGACUGCUGUUCUUAUGGGGAGUGUUUGACUAGUUAUCAGGAGCGGUUCUAGUAUUUUUUUCAUGGAGGACAGAAAGGCAUUAGUGGCCGAGUGGUUGGCACAAAAGCAAUAAACUGUAAAUAUUAUCCUACACAAGUCUUGCUUGUGAAGCAGUAUCAAAUAAAAUGAAGCAGGUAUAUGACUUUAGGCAGAAUUAUAAUACUAUAAUGCUGUAGGGCCUUUGCUUCUUCUCAAUUCUGUCUUCUAGGAGAAUGCUUACACUUGCAUCAUUAAAUCAGACUGGAUACUUUAAAUAGAAAUACAGCGCAUCCGAAAAGUCAGGAACCAGUGGGAAUAUGUUGAGGAAAUUCCGCAAAAACAUGAUACAGCAGAUGAGAAAAUGUGUACAGUGCAAGCGCGAACAUGUGGAGCAUAUGCUGUAAAUAAUAAAUACAAAAUAGUAGUAGUUUUACUCUCAUUGGUUUCUGACUUUUCAGACAGUUUGUAGUUAAUUCUUAUUAUUAUUAUUAUUACAAACGUGUAAGCAUUACUGAAGCACGAAAACAGUAUACGUUUGUUCUAUUGCUUGUUCUGUUACUUGUGCUCUUUUCCAAUGAUGUUUUAUGCAAAGGAAAAAAAAAGCAAACCUGUAGAGUCUUGGCUUUCCAGUGUACCCACUUGUAAAUAAAGCAAGUAUUUUAAAACUGAGAAGCCACUCAGUGAUGAGUCCUCCACCCCUUCAGCUGCUUCAAAUGGUGUCACACAUCUUUUCCUGUCAUGUACCGCUUCUGUUUGCGUGUGGUUCUCCUGAAAAUUCCCAGAAUCAGUCAGCCUGAGUUUUCAAACCUGGCUUGUGUAAACUUUUCCAAUUUAAUUGCUGCUAGCGUGAAGGUGUGGAAGUGUUUUCGUGAAAGUGGUAUAUGGAAGUGUGGGGCUACAGAGGUGGCCAGCUGUAAUUAAAGGGGUGCUGUGGCUGUUCGAGAACUUCUCCUGCUAGUCAUGGAGAGAGUCAUGGAUUCCUAAGAGGAGCGUCAAGGUGCGGUUUUGUUAGCAAGUCAUCAAAAUGCAUUUGGUUUAUAUGUAAACCACCACUUGUUUGAAUGUGUGUCAUGGUAUAAACCACUUUUACAGUACUAGCUUCUUAAAGGGGUGUGUGCACAUGUAUGUUGGUGUCUGAGCUGGUACAUGGUCCCUAGAUCACUUAUGUCAGAGCACAUAUUUAGCAAAGAAACUAUAUUUGCAAUGAGAACAACUUUGCACACACUGAUUGGCUGCCUUGCAUCUCGCUGUGAUAUGUAGAGGCUCUUUGUUCUAGCUCAUCUUUCUUUCAAUGUCACAGCGUAAUUAACUCAGGAUACACAUAAGACUGUGAUGGCCAGCUUCAGCUGACUGCACAGCAAUGCAAGGCUGCAUACUUUCCAAAUUUGAGAGCUCAGAAUCAGGAGCUACUUCUAUAAAAAAAAAAAAAAAAUGCAUACCACCAUUCUAUGUAGUAGACCAGAAAAGCACAGCACUAUAGGUCAGUUAAUUUUCUGAGUAUAAUGCGUUCAUUCAUUCAAUAAUCUUCAGUAGGGCCAGCCAAUUAAAUGCUGAUAGUAUGUCAUACACUGUUAUGUCAGAUGCCUCAAGAAUACCGUUAAGAGCAUGUGUAUUCAGCUGUAGAGAAUGAGAAGCACCAAUAUCAACAAAAGCUCAUGCAUUCAUUCAUCUUCAGUAACUAUUGUGUCCUGGUCAGGGCUACGGUUGGCUAAAAGUUCUAAAAUAAAAUAAUGACACACAAAAGAAUUCAUAUGCGUGGACUGAUGAUGAGGUAGAACUGAUGCUUAAGGUUGCACUUGAGUGUUAUCAGAAAUCUUGUACAAAUUUACAGUAUGGUUCGUAGCCACCGGAGCAGAGGAUUCAGGAGCAGUACAGUGUGUAUCAUAUUGUGGCAGUGCUCAAGGGUGUAAUAAUAAAAUAAAGCCAAAUUAAAUUACGAAGACAUUAUGAAAUAAAUUUCAGACCAUGAACUAACAAUCUGAUCAGCAGCUGUGAUAAAGAGUCCAAGCAUAUUCAUAACACACUCAAAACCAUCACAGGCAUGCGGUAGGAUGUCGCUGUGACGUCAGUGUUUUUGUUUUUUUUUUCCACCAUCCACACGAAAACAGUGAAAACUUCACUUUUGAGGGAGUAGUUUCAAAAAACUUUGUUUCCAGUGACCGAAAACACUGAUUUUGUAUGGACGGGAGGCCAAAUCCCUUGGAAAAAAAACUAUUUAGGCUUAUAACUAUGGCUAUAACCUAAUUGCAAAGGGUUGUGUAAUUAUAAUGAUUAAGAUAAUAGUAGUUGAUGAUGAUCUCAACCAUCAUCCUGUCAUUAAAAAAACGAAUAAAAAUUGUGAAGCCUUGGGCUAUACAUUACAGACCAUGUAUUCAAAGCCAAGCCUUGAAGUUUAUAUAUUGUGUAUUGUAGUUUAGCAUUGGAAAUUUUCCAUACCUAAUCGAGGUCCUGAGAAAUAAUAUCCGUUUUGGAAAUUCUCCUGCAUCCUGCAUUUUAUGCAUCACAAAACAAUACUGUAGAAGUGAGCUAAUCCAGGCUUAUUUGAAAUAACCUCGCUUAAACUAACCAGACAGGUGAUUCUAGCCUCAGUGCUUUCCACUAACAGUCAAAAAGUCCAGCUGCGACCUGGAGUCCAGAUGUAGCAAUGGAGGCUCACGGGCAUCUAUGUGAUGCAUAAGCAGCCCUGACAAUCGACUGAUAAUAGCACAUUUUCAGUUAAAGUCUGAAUAGAAAGGGCUUUUUUUUUUUUCUUCCACCGGCGAGAAUCUGUUCCAAGGUGCAUUGAAGCUGUUUGGUGCAGCCUGUGAUGGCCGUAUACCACACUAACCUGGUUUUAAUUUUCAUUCAUCACCCAUCUGUGUAUUCAGUCAGCUCUAGAUUUAUUGGCACCGUCAGUAACGGUGAGUAAAAAAAAAAUUUGUGGUUAAUUAACUUAAUUUUACACUGAAAAUAUGGGAGAAAUCAUCAUUCGACUGAAGUCUAAUUUAUUCUAAGAAAAUACAAACCCUGAUCAAAACAUAUUUAUGACAAGUAUUGGCACUCCUGCAUUUAUUAUGUCAAAAGCAUAAUUCUAUUUGUUGAACAUUUUAGAUGUACAGUGGGCUCCAAAAGUCUGAGACCACACUGAAAAUCUGGGAUUUUUUUUUCCAUUUAAAAUUGGAAUUUUGAAAUAUUUAAAACAAAGAAAGUAAAUAUUCAAUAUCGUGAAUAUUUAAUAUUCAAGAUUCUGCACUAUUUCUAGGUCCCUAUUUAAAUGUAAGCAAAUUUGUGAUAUCAACCAUGUUAACUGCUCUGUACAAAAGGUCAGAUUUUCCUCAUGUCUAAUCUCUUCUACUGAAGCAUGUAUUCAGAUGACACUCUGAUGGAUUUGAUCUAAAAUGGAUCACAAGGUUUUGCACAAACUUGUGGAGUCCAUGCAGCUCGAGUGCACACUGUCAUUAAAGCAAAAAGACAUCAUCAUAAAUACUCAGAAACUCUGAAAUUCAUGUAAAUAUUUCAAAGAUUCUACUUUUCACCCAAGUUGUAUUGUGUUAAAUUAGAAAAGAAUGCAAAAUAGAAACAAUUUCACCAGUGGUCUCAGACUUUUGGGCCCCACUGUAUGUUUUGGAUCAUUAUCCUACUGGAAGAUCCAACCAUGUCCCAGUUGUAACUUCUUGGCAGAGGCAGCCAGAUCUUCAGUUGAAAACUCCUGGUACUUCAUGGAGUCUGUGAUGCCAUGUGUCUUAACAAGGUUCCCAGGGGCUUUGAAAGACAAACAGCCCACAUCGCACACCCUACACCAUGCUUAACAGUAGGGAUAAGGUUCUUAUCUGUAGGACCAUCCUCCUUUUUUACGCCAAGCCCACUUUGACUGUUGCUAAAAAGCUCUUUUCAGUCAAAUCUAACUAUAGAACCUGGUUCCAGCUGAAGUUCCAGUAGUGUUUAGCAAACUCCAAGCAUUUAGAUUUGUGGAUCAUGACGUCUUUCUUCUGAUGUAUUGGCAUAGAGAUGGCAUCUACUUGUAGUCAACUUCGUGACCUCAAAAUACUGCUAUUUUCUCUCAGUCAGGGGAAUGUCCCUGGCAUCGAGAGUGCUUCCUUGGCCAUGGACACAGAAGAAGGAGUGGAGGUGGUGUGGAAUGAGGUGCAGUUCUCUGACAAGAAGGUCUUCAAGGCUCAUGAGGACAGAAUCAGGGAAAUGUUCGAGAACCUCAUGCAGGUGGAGCACCCCAACAUCGUUAAGUUUCAUAAAUACUGGCUGGACAUGAGGGAGAACCGAGCCAGGGUGAUUUUUAUCACAGAGUACAUGUCCUCUGGAAGUCUUAAACAGUUUUUGAAGAAAACUAAGAAAAAUCACAAGACUAUGAAUGUUAAGGCAUGGAAACGCUGGUGCACACAGAUCUUGUCUGCCCUCAGUUACCUGCACUCAUGUGAUCCACCCAUCAUCCAUGGAAACCUGACCUGCGACACCAUCUUCAUCCAGCACAAUGGCCUCAUAAAGAUCGGCUCAGUGUGGCACAGGCUUUUCGUCAAUGUAUUCCCAGAGGCCAUCCAUGGGAACGUGCACCAGCACCGUGACGAGACGCGCAAUCAGCACUACUUUGCUCCAGAGUACGGCCUUGCUGAGGAUGACUACUCUAUUGAUAUAUACUCUUUUGGUAUCUGUGCUUUGGAGAUGGCAGUUUUGGAGAUUCAGGCCAAUGGUGACACUGCUGUUUCCAAAGAGGCUAUAGCACAUGCUGGGCAGUCACUGGAGGACCCUCUCAUGAGGGAGUUUACGCAGUCAUGCGUGCGCACAGAGGCCAAGAUGAGGCCCACAGCUCAUGACCUGCUGUUCCACAGAGUACUGUUUGAAGUCCACUCCUUGAAGCUGCUCGCUGCCCACUGCUUCAUCAGCAACCAGUAUCUGCUUCCUGAGAACUGUGUAGAGGAGAAGACCAAGGCAAUAGACCCAAAUGGCAUCAUGGCAGAGAUAAACCACAGCGACCGGCCGGGAAUCCAGCUAAAGUACUCCCAUGUCUCUCCGCUGGAACUGGACAAGUUCCUUGAGGAUGUGAAGAAUGGGAUCUACCCCCUGAUGAACUUUGCCUCACAGCGGCCGCAUCCUAUACCACGUGCCCUCUCUCUGUCCCAGGAGCAUAUGGAGACGGUGAAGACUCCAACUCCAGAGCCUCAGGAGACAGAGACCAGGAAGGUUAUCCAGAUGCACUGUAAUUUAGAGGCUAAUGAAGAAGGCACCAGGACUCAUCUUUCUCUGUUUUUGAAGAUGGACGACAAACUUCACCGCCAGCUUAGCUGUGAUGUUCUUCCAACUGAUCACCCCAGAGAUCUGGCCAGUGAGCUGGUCCACCAUGCGUUUAUUAGCGAGGAUGACUGUGAGAAGUUGGCCUGCUUUUUGGAAGAGGCGCUGGGGAAACACUGGGGUGGAGCUUCCACGUCUCCUUCAUCCAUUAUGUUAAUGCACUGAGUCGCACUGGAGCGCUGUUGUGAAGCAGAGAAGUUGGCUGGAGCUGGUCUAAGAGAAAGGAAAGAGGGAGCUGAAGAGUUACCAGAAGUGCAACCCUUUUAAAUGGGAAAGGGCACAACAAGUCUUGAAGUGGUAGAAUUGAAUAGCUCCAUGGUAGCAAGGCUGUAAAGAACUCUGACCAUUAACAUUAUCCCAAAACACAACAGGCAUGUUGUUCUUUCACCGGUGAUGAAUCCACCAUGUAUUCCUUUAUAUGUUUGACGGAUUUUUGUGGACAUUCUCAGUGCUGUUUUACCAUGCUGGAUGGUAAGAUCCAUCCUCUAUCCAAGAGGUUUCUGGCAAAGGAAAAUGCCACAGAAGUAAAGUCUUAGGAACAAAGAACUUGGGGAAGUCACAAGAAAGGAUACUGUUGGUACAAAUAGUUGGUUCUCAUGGGUCUGCCAGCCCAUGUGUCUUAAACUGUCAAGGAUUUUUUUUUUUUAAAGAUAACUGCAGUGCAUAUUUAUUUAUUGUUUAACUAUUAAACAUGGAUAGAAAAUGUGACUCUUAAAACUCCCAGUGAGAAAAAAAAAAUUUCCAAAUAUGUGAAAUGUUUUAUUCCCUGCAAAAAAAAAAAAAGAUUGAAUAAAUGAUUGACCAGGAGCGGAUGAGUGUACAGUACUGUAGCAAAGUGCCGUUUGGUUUUGUUAUAGUUAGGUCUCACAUUGGGAGAAGUAAUCUAAAAUUUCUAAAAGGACUGGUUCUUACAAAGCACAAAGUGCCUGAGUAAGAAAUGAAUGUGUCAAAAGUACAUGGAGUGCUAUUGCCAUUAAUCAAAGAGCUUGAUUUAUACAGAUUUGUGGUUCACUGGCAAUAACCUUAGACUUGCUAAAGUUAAUGAGUAUGAUUUUAUCAUUGUGUAAUGUAUGCUAAAUAUUCUUAAUACCAUUUGUGUAAUAUCCUUAGAAUAAGGGCACACUACAUAAACACCCUUACACUCACUAGCCAUUUUAAUAGGAAUAUCUGUGUCCUUCAUUGCAUUCAUGCAGUUAUCUAGUCAGCCAAUCAUGUGGCAGCAGUGCAGUAUGUUAAAUCAUGCAGAUACAGGCCAGGUGCUUCAUUUAAUGUUUGACGUUGACAUAAAUGGAAAAUGUGAUCUCGGUGACUCUGACUGUGGCAAGCCAGAUGGGAUGGAUUGAAUAUUUAGGAAGCCACUGAUCUCCUGGGAUUUUCACACACAACAGUCUCUAGAGUUUCCGCAGAAUGGUGGGAAAAACUAAAACAUCCAGUGACCAGCAGUUCUGCGGGUGGAAAUGCCUUUUUGAUGAGAGACAUCGGAGGAGAAAGGCCAGGUUCAAGCUGACAGGAAGGCUACGGUAAUGCAAAUAAUGACAUGUGCAUUCUGAGAUGCUUUUCUGCUCACUACGGUUGUAAAGAGUGGUUAUUUGAGUUAGCGUAGCAUUCUUGUCAGCUCAAACCCACCUGGCCAUUCACCUCUGACCUUUCUCAUCAACUGUCACUGUCAAACAGUCAGAGCAGCCGUUUCUGAAAUACUCAGACCAGCCCAUCUGGCAUGGUACCAACAUCAUCCCAUGGGCAAAGUCACUAAGAUCACAUUUUGCCCCAUUCUGACAUUUGAUGUGAACAUUAACUGAAGCUCUGUAUCUACAUGAUUUUAUGAAUUGUGUUGCUGCCGCAUGAUUGGCUGAUUGGAUAAUUGCAUGAGUUAGGAGGGGUACAGGUGUUCCUGUUAUAGUCAAUGGUGAGUGUAUAUUAAUUCAUCUGAUAAUGACCAGGUUAAACUUCUGCACUACUAACUAGCAGCUUCUGGGGUUAUAUCCCAGGGCUGGCAGAGUUAGAUCCUCAACCUCUACUGCUUGGCUCUAUGCUUAGAUGGUAUUGGAUAAAAGAAUCUUCCAAACGAUUAAAAGUAGUAGAGCAGGGAAUAUGUCAAACUGCUCUUGAAAGAAUGGUUUAGUAGCAACCUUUAUGGUAUAGGAAAUGAGUUCUGCAAUUGUAGUUGGAAUAUUUUGACUUGGAAACACUUAUCACACACUAUCAGACGUGACCAAAGUAGCACCAUUUUUCUGUGCACUGGACUUUCUAGUCCAAGCCUACAGGCACUUUAUAAUGUGAAAUAUAUCCCCUCAUAUAACUAACAAAACUCAUCAAGAUAUGAUGUUUAACAUGUUGGAUGAGAAAGAAUCCCUCCAUCAAGGUUAAAAGGGCUGUUCUUAGUUUUGAGUUUGCACCAUAUACAGCAGUAUUUGCAAUGUUUGAUGUUCUGUUAAAGAGCAGUUUACAUACACAUAUAAAAACCAAGUGAGGUACGUGCCAAAAGAACACUGAAGAACACUGGAAUCGAUACUGGCAGCUGGGAUUGGGGUAGAUGAAUGGAAAAGAAGUUUGACACAUUGUCUCUGGAAAAUCUUACUAUGACUCUUGGUUUGGGUUUUUUUUUUAUUGUAUAAUUAUAAAUCAGUAUUCUGUUUUUUUUUUUUUUCUCUCUCAUGCCAUUUAUGCUAACACUAUCAAAGAUUUUAAGUCCUGGUCACGAAUUAUUUUAGCUAGAAGACCAGCUUUUUGUAGUUUUAGUACAACAACAAUGCCCCUGCCGAAAUGUACAAUUAUAUAAACAAUUCAAACUGCACAAGUUAAACGUGGUUAUUUCAGCGAUUCCUCAUUUGGACUUCUGGGUGAUUUCAGUGAUAGUACCACAUUUGUGAAUUUUCUAUUUAAAAUUUUCUAUUUAUCUCAAUAGAAAUACUUUUGCAUGUCAGAACAUGAAAGUUAUUACCAAGUUUUUGGUAAAGUAGUAUGUUGGAAGUGCGAUAUCUGACCAGCCACCACGUCCUUCUGAAAUAAUUGUAACCUUCGAUCAUUUUCCUGUAAGACAGGUGAUUAAAAAACCAGUAGGGACACACAUGGAAGUAUGUUUUCCAUUCUAUACUGAAUCAUUUAGUGUCAUCCUGAAAUCUUGGACAUUGUGGAAAGUAGAUACAGGAUGAUAUAGAUAUAGAUAAAUGAAGAAAUGAAUGUGUGUAACCUCCAUGUACCUGCACAAUGAUUGGUGACAUCCUCCCAGGCCUUGGUCAAAUAGUUUACUCUACAUUCUGCUUUUUGGAUUUAUGCAAAUUAUUUUUAUUUGUGUCAAAUAUUGUCUGUUAUACAAAUUGCUCAAUAAAAUCUUAAGAAUCAUAAAA